Puntigrus tetrazona (Sumatra barb) is the source of this 753-nucleotide messenger RNA. RefSeq names its product centromere protein S (gene cenps). Gene Ontology annotation, biological process: replication fork processing; resolution of meiotic recombination intermediates. The record is from RefSeq and is a predicted model, not a curated record. Gene Ontology annotation, cellular component: Fanconi anaemia nuclear complex; FANCM-MHF complex. The transcript is spliced from 5 exons. NCBI's taxonomy places the organism in Eukaryota, Metazoa, Chordata, Actinopteri, Cypriniformes, Cyprinidae. Gene Ontology annotation, molecular function: chromatin binding; protein heterodimerization activity. Bases 211 to 594 code for a protein of 127 amino acids.
ACGUCAGCAUAAAAUGAAGUCCUACCACUAAGAGAGACUUGUUUAUUUCUAUAUACCUGACCGACACCCGCUCCCCAUCGGUAGGUGGCGCUGAUACGGUGAUAAUACACACAGGCGCUAUCAACACAACGUGAAGAACACGCAAUUCGCGCAAUUUUUUGUAAUGGAUAAAAUCACAGAGUUGAGCUUCAGCUUAUUUACCUCCUGAACAUGGACGAGGACGAGGCACAAAAACAGAGGCUUAAAGCUGCUGUGCACUACACCGUUGGUCGUCUCUGUCAAGACAUCGCCGCAGACUGCGAGAAACAAAUCACCAAACAGACGAUAGCAGCUAUAGCAGAGACUGCGUUCAGACAGUGCGAUAUAUUUGCCAAGGAUUUGGAAGCGUUUGCCAGGCAUGCUAAAAGACACACCGUUACAGUGGAUGAUGUGAAGCUGACGGCGAGGAGAACCACUGCACUGUACAACUACAUUCAGCAGAAAAGUGAAGAACUGGCUUUGAACAACCAAGAACUAAAGGAGAAGAGGAAAAAAAAUGCCGCCAAAAGGAAGAGUAAAGAAAUGGAAACAGAGGAGAAUGAGCCUGAAGACUGAACAAAAGAAACGUGCAGAUUCUCAUUAUUGAUAUUUCAGUUAUACACCGGUGCAAAUACUUGUACAUAAAUCACAUUCAAUACUAAACACCAAUAAUUUUUUUACUCAAAAAAAUGGGUUCAUUUAUGUUUUAUUGUAAUAAAGAAUUCUGAAAACAUA